This is a messenger RNA of Medioppia subpectinata, 1614 nucleotides long. Lineage: Eukaryota; Metazoa; Arthropoda; Arachnida; Sarcoptiformes; Oppiidae. The record is from the annotation of a GenBank genome assembly.
AUGAAUAUGAAUAACACACCGAUUUGGUCGGCCAACGACAUACACGGCAUGCACUCACCGCUCAGUAAUUCAAUACAAUUGCCCACAUUUAAGGUGAAUAUGGACACCGAGUCCGUGCGGUCGGGCUAUAGCGACCGAUCCAAGCGUUCGCGCGGACACGCCUCGCAUUCCGUGUCCCACAGCAACAGUAAUAAUGUGUUGGCCGGCAAUCAUACCGGCAAUCAUGUCGGUAAUCAUAUCGGCAAUCAUCACAACCACGUCGGCAACCAUUUGGGCAGUAAUCACGUGAAUCACACCAAUCAUCACCCGUACGGCAAUCACAGCAAUCAUCGCAACCAUAACCACACGUCUGGUCACAAUCACCGGUCGGCGAGUCGACACUCGCAUCGGUCCACUCGAAGCGAUCGGCAGUUUGUGAGCAAAUUGGAGUCACCCGACGAACGACACGAGGGAGGCGUCGGACAGGAGGUGAUUGAAGUGCAGAUUCUACCUCAAGACGACAACUGGGGCGACAACACCACUUGCGUCACCGGCAACACCAGCGACCACUCGGUCUCCAUCGGCGACGACAUGAAUAAGAUCGGCAAAGACUUGUGGAGAGAGCAGAGCAUGUCGUUCAGGUGCCAGAUGUGGUCGGGAACUGUUGUGACGGCGUUUCUGUGUUUGUGUGCCUUCGCGUCACCGCUUCUGAUGGUUGUGUUGCCAAAAGUGGAUGCCUUGGAGUGGAAGACCGUUGAGUGCGGACCCGAAUGCGAUGGACUACUCAUUAGUUUCGCGUUCAAACUGUUGAUCCUAUUAGUGGGCGGUUGGGCUAUAUUUGUGCGGCGCCCGCGGGCGACGAUGCCCCGCAUAUUCAUAUACCGGGCCAUUGUGUUGGCCCUCAUAUUUGUGUUUAUGGUCUCCUAUUGGCUCUUCUAUUUGGUGAGGAUCGCCGAAAAGCGGUUCAAUGACUACGAUUUGGUCACUUAUCACAGCAUUGUGUUGUUCGCCGUCUCACUCGUCGACGCCUUACUAUUCAUCCACUACUUGGCUGUGGUGUUGAUUGAGAUCAGACACCUUCAGCCCCAGUACUACAUCAAAGUGGUCCGCUCUCCCGACGGCAAGAGUCGCAGCUAUAAUAUCGGUCAACUCAGUAUACAGAGGGCCGCCGUAUGGGUGCUCGAGAAGUACUACCAGGACUUUGAUAUAUUCAACCCAUACUUGGAGUCAUUGCCCACCAAAAAGUCGCGCAAAUCUGGCCACACGUCGAAUCACAUCAACGCGACGACAGCUGCCAUCAAAUACUACGAUAUCGACGGCAUAACGAGCGCCGGCAACAACACCAGUGUCAUCGGCUCCACAUCGAUGGGCAUCAAUAUUACGAAUAGCAACCGAUCGUUCAUCACUGGCAUGAAUGGCAGCACAUCCGGUGACCUCCGGAACCGUAGAGACCGUACGGAUCGUGCGGACAGAGGCGACACAUCUAGUCAUCAUCACAGCCAUCACCACAACGAGCGCUUCUAUGAAGAGCACGAAUACGACCGACGGGUUAGGAAACGGAGGGCCCGACUCGUCACCGCCACCGAAGACGCCUUCACUCACAUCAAGAGAAUACAGGAUGAAAGAGGUUUGUAA